Molecule: messenger RNA, 540 nt
Organism: Theileria annulata
Lineage: Eukaryota; Apicomplexa; Aconoidasida; Piroplasmida; Theileriidae
Exons: 3
Coding region: 1-540 (179 amino acids)
Source: RefSeq, a predicted model, not a curated record
AUGAAUAUCUCUACAAUCAUAUCUAAAAACUGUUCCUUUAAUAGGACAUUGAUGUUUAAUGUAUGUCAACCUUCCAUGAUAUAUCUGUCAAACACAAUUUCGCCAGUAAAUCCUAUAAAAACACAAAAUCUCAUUGAAAUCGGAGGUUUAAACAAUAAUCAUGCUUCAAACCCUAGGAAUACUUUAAAGAAGAUUGAAACUCCAAUAACAUCUCAUCCAAUUGGACUUCCAGAAUACUUAAAUAAUAUAAAAUAUAAGAAUCCACUCAUAAAUAACUCAAUUUUGACCUAUAUUGAAGAUAGAGUCCAGGAAUACAUCAAUGAUCACACGCAAGAGCAAUAUUUAUUCAACAAACUUAGAAAUGAUACAAAGAAUAGGAAAAGAGCAUUUGUUAAAAGAGGAUAUUUCAGAAGAACACGAUCAUUGAAUAGGAAACUAAACAGACUUUCGUACGCUUACGCUCUGCAAGGAAUAGAUUACGAAAUGGUAGAGAAUCUGGCAAUGGGAGAAAUACCGGACCUUAAAGACUAUUUUAAGUAA